AUGAAGCACUUUCUCAUGCUUGCCGUUUUCGCAGGGCUUGCUCCUGCAGCUCCCCUUGAAGCACGACAAGCAGUGUUGAGGAAGCCCUUUAGACAGCCCGCAGCUCAGGCCCAGAGAGCACAGCUUUGCGGCACCGUUCCCGGAGACAUUAAAGCUCGAUCGGAAGAGUGCGUGGGCACCUUGGACUUUUGCAACAGAAGGCUCUUCGACGGUACGGCAGAGACCUUUCCCAGCCCUGAGGCGUGCCGAGCCUCCCGUGACCCGGCUCCGGGCGUCGCUCCAGGGAACCCUGCCAUCCCCGGUGGAGGCAUCCCGGUCCCGAUCCCAGCUCCAAUUGUCCCCACGGUCCCCAUUGGAGGUGUCCCGGUCCCCAUUGGAGGUGUCCCGGUCCCGAAUCAAGGCCGACGGCCAUUUAGGAAACCGGCGCUUGGUCUUCGCCGGAGGUUCAAGCUCUGUGGCAGAAAGGGAGACCGAAAGCGGAUAUCAGAGGCCUGUGUAGGCACGCGGGUAUAUUGCGACAGGAGAUUUUACGAAAUCACGAGGGAAUUCUUUGCUAGCCCGUCGGAUUGUCGACUCUCCCGACAAGUACUACCGUCGUCGGCUGGUAGGCUCCUCGCCGACGGUUUGCCAGAUGACACAGAGGACACGGCCCCUCCGGAGAAAGAGCUAAGUGUAGAGGAGAUGAAGGAAUUCGAAGAGACGCCGAAGGAAGACGCUGGUGACGACGAGGUAAAGGAAAUCAAAGCGGCGCUGGAGAAAACCCCAGAACUUGCAGAGGGAAUCCUAGAGCCUCCAAAGGAAAAUGAAGAGCCUCCAAAAGAAGCCCAAGAGCCACCAAAGGAGAACCCAGAGCCGCCAAAGGAAAAUCCGGAGCCUCCAAAGGAAACCCAAGAGACGCCAAAGGAAACCCCAGAGCCUCCCAAAGAAAACUCGGGGCCACAGAAGGAAUAG
This is a messenger RNA of Hirsutella rhossiliensis, 951 nucleotides long. RefSeq lists its product as uncharacterized. Bases 1 to 951 code for a protein of 316 amino acids. Lineage: Eukaryota; Fungi; Ascomycota; Sordariomycetes; Hypocreales; Ophiocordycipitaceae. The record is from RefSeq and is a predicted model, not a curated record. The transcript has a single exon.